Molecule: messenger RNA, 1164 nt
Organism: Topomyia yanbarensis
Lineage: Eukaryota; Metazoa; Arthropoda; Insecta; Diptera; Culicidae
Exons: 1
Coding region: 1-1164 (387 amino acids)
Biological process (GO): DNA integration
Molecular function (GO): nucleic acid binding
Source: RefSeq, a predicted model, not a curated record
AUGCACCAUCAUUGCGGACCGCAAACACUGCUAGCAGUAUCUCGAAGACGGUUCUGGAUUAUACGUGGUCCCAGCGUCGCUCGCAAGGUCUAUCGUCAGUGCAUUGUCUGCGUUCGGGCUAAGCCGGCCCCGAUCUACCAGCAAAUGGGGCAGCUGCCUGCAGAUCGCGUUCAGCCAUAUCCACCGUUUCUGAUUACUGGCGUUGAUUAUGCGGGUCCAGUGAGCAUCGUUGGGCGCAGAGCACGUGGUGCGGUGGCGAGCAAGGGAUACAUUGCACUGUUCGUGUGCUUCUCAACAAAGGCGGUUCAUCUGGAAGCAGUAUCGGAUCUCAGCACUUCCGCAUUCUUGGCAGCUUUCACUCGGUUCUCCAGUCGUUACGGACUUCCAGCCAAAAUGUUUUCAGACAACGCAACAAAUUUCAGAGCUGCCUCCAAGCAACUCCAAGAGCUCUACCGCCUCAUAAAUUCCGCAAACCACAACCAACAGGUCGCCAACUUCUUGGCAGAUAAAGGUGUAGUCUGGAACUUCAUACCCGCUCGGUCACCACACCAUGGUGGACUUUGGGAGUCUGCGAUCAAAGGCGCAAAACACCUUCUAGGGAAAAUCGCGGGCAAUCAACACUUCACCUUCGAAGAAUUGUCCACUCUUCUCGCCCAGGUUGCAGCAACAAUGAACUCCAGGCCAAUUACACCGAUCUCCAAUGACGCUCAUGACCCUCAGCCAUUGACACCUGCAUACUUCCUAAUCGGAAGAGCUCUCACAACAGUUCCGGAAAUUAACAUCCUGGAGCGUCAAAUUAGCUCAUUGUCUCGAUGGAGUUAUAUCCAACGUCUAUCGCAAGAGUUUCGAUCCCGUUGGCAGCUCGAAUACGUUCGCUCGCUGCAACGUUUCACCAAGUGGCAGCAAUCAUCGCCUAAUAUCGCAGUAAGUGAUUUUGUAAUUUUGGUAAAGGACGACGAAAAACCGAGGCAAUGGCCGCUAGGGAGAAUUUUGGAAACCUUCCCCGGACCUGAUGGAUUAGUUCGUGUAGUGUCGGUCAAAACCGCCACGGGAAUCACCAGACGAGACGUAGGACGGUUGCGAGUCGUGCCAUUAGACAAAGACGAGUAUGUUCCGGGAAGACUUGGAGCCGAAAUUCCUAAUCGUAAUUUGGUGGGUGGUUAA